Molecule: messenger RNA, 855 nt
Organism: Fomitopsis serialis
Lineage: Eukaryota; Fungi; Basidiomycota; Agaricomycetes; Polyporales; Fomitopsidaceae
Product: kinase-like domain-containing protein
Exons: 5
Coding region: 1-855 (284 amino acids)
Biological process (GO): protein phosphorylation
Molecular function (GO): protein kinase activity; ATP binding
Source: RefSeq, a predicted model, not a curated record
AUGCGACCCAAUGGUUUCGCCUACGUCAACUCAAUGCGUGGAGAACAUUGGACGAACCUUCUCCAGAAGUUUACUUGUCAUAACGAGCUUACGCGCGCCGGCUCGACCCUGAAUGGGGUGCAUGUUGUCAUACGUGUAGUGGUAAUGGGGGACGAAGGGAAGCGCCACCUCGAGAUCCUGCGCAAACUCGCUCAGGGCCCACGGAGCAUGUUCGCCGAGAAUCACGUUGUCCCCUUGUGGCAAGAAGUCGAAUUCGAGGACAUCACUUUUACCGUCUCACCGUUCGUGGCCUAUGAUAUGUGUGAGUGCUACGGAUUCUGGGCGAAAAACUCUGUCGGCGACAUAGUCGAUAUGAUUUUGCAAGCGUUGGAGGCAAUCGCCUUUGUUCAUGACCUCGGGAUAGCGCACAGAGACCUGUGCAAAGCGAACUACCUCAUCCAAUGGCAUCCCGAGUCUCUAGUGGCAAUGCGGGUGCCUCUGUCUCGCCCACGUGCACUCCUGACCGAUUUUGAGACGGCCCACGAAUUCCCUUCGGACCUUCCGCCUCAACAGCGCGUGCUGAGUGGGCUGCCAUUAGUCGGCUAUCAACGCCCAGUUCCUCCGGAGAUGACUUGUGGGAAGCCGUACGACCCGUUCAAAGCAGAUAUAUGGCAGUUGGCGGAGAGCUUUUCUGAUUUCCGGGCAACGAUUCCUGAGAUCGAUACCAUCCUUGAACAGAUGCUCGAAUUGGACGUCUCUCUGAGAUUGUCUGCAGUAGAUGCUCGUGACAAACUAGCUGCAAUCGUUCAUAGUAUCCCCCCGAGCGCUCUUUUGAUCCCCCCGCUGCUGUUGAAGCCUCCGAUCCUUGAAACCUGA